Molecule: messenger RNA, 5899 nt
Organism: Diabrotica virgifera virgifera (western corn rootworm)
Lineage: Eukaryota; Metazoa; Arthropoda; Insecta; Coleoptera; Chrysomelidae
Gene: Dl
Product: embryonic polarity protein dorsal
Exons: 8
Coding region: 434-2875 (813 amino acids)
Biological process (GO): cellular response to stress; innate immune response; non-canonical NF-kappaB signal transduction
Cellular component (GO): cytoplasm
Molecular function (GO): DNA-binding transcription factor activity; DNA binding
Source: RefSeq, a predicted model, not a curated record
GCGUCGCGCGUCGAAGUUAGUCGCAAUCAAACCUUCAGACGUUGGAGUUGCUGCCCGGCAAACUUUGAACGUGAACAAUUUGUGUUCCACACGUGAUCGUAGCAUCCAAUCAACAGAUCGCAACUCGCGGUUUCUCGGAAUCGUGGCUUGGUCAUCGUCAUCGUUUCUUAAAAUAAUCCCGAGGAACGGCUUCGUUUAUUUCGUUUUGCUUGGCCGUUGAAGCAGUGUGUUAUCAGAUUUCAAGGAAUAUUUUUAGUGAAAGUUUUAAAAAGUUGACAAGUGUGAUAAUCUACUUCUUGGAUCUGUUUAUGAAAAAAUCCGCCAAUCCGCGGCGAGUGAAGUUUGACGACCUUGAAUUUUAAAGUAUUGUUUGGAAUUUGUUAUGAUAUUUGUUAAGGAUCGGCGAGAACUUCCACUAGAAAUAUAAAUUAUCAUGGAUUACGACGAUUUAGAUACUGGCACACAAGACGAUGGAGGCCUAGCGGAUGGGAAUAUUGAAUUAAGUGAUGUCAUUGAGGUUAUUGAGACUGAUCCAGACUUCAAAGAGUCUAAAGAACCUGCACAACACCCAACCAUGUUUAACGGAGGAGGAGAAAUACCAGUUCCACAACAAACGGCCAUCCAGUCUGGCCAGCUGUCAUCGAUGUCGGCGAAAAAACAAGCUCGCAUUAGAAUAGUAGAACAACCAGCGUCGAAAGCGUUAAGAUUUCGAUAUGAAUGUGAAGGAAGAUCAGCAGGCUCCAUUCCCGGAUCAAGGAGUACCCCCGAAAAUAAAAGUUACCCUACCAUUAGGGUAGAAGGUUAUCAAGGCAGAGCUGUGGUAGUAGUAUCGUGUGUUACAAGAGACCAACCUUAUAGGCCUCAUCCUUAUAACUUGGUCUCAAAGGCAAAUAACAAGGAAUGCGGAAAAGGCAUUAUUUCUUUAAAUAACGUCUCAAUCGAUGGACCACACACUCUUAUAUCUUUUAAAAAUAUCGGCGUACAAUGUGUGAAGAGAACUUCCAUGGCUGCCUCUUUAGAACUGAGAGAGUCAUUGGGUGUUGAUCCUUUCUUGACUGGAUUUAGUCAUCGAAAUCAACCGACUUCGAUUGACUUAAAUGUAGUUAGGCUGUGUUUUCAAGUAUUCUUGGAAGGUGAUACUCCUGGAAAAUUUUCAGUAACAGUCCCUCCAGUAGUCAGUGAUCCCAUUUACGAUAAGAAGGCUAUGUCAGAUUUGACCAUUAUAAAAUUGUCUGACUGUAGCAGUUAUGUAGAUGGGGGCAGGAAAGAUAUUAUUCUUCUAUGUGAAAAGGUAGCAAAAGAAGAUAUUCAAGUGAGAUUUUUUGAAGAGAAUGGUGACUGGGAAGCUUUCGCGGACUUUCAGCCGUCGCAAGUUCACAAACAGCACGCCAUUUGGUUCCGAACACCCCGGUAUAAAACUUUGGAUGUGACGGAUCCCGUCGACGUGUUUAUUCAACUCAGAAGGCCAUCUGAUGGUGCUACCAGCGAAGCACUUCCUUUCAAGCUUUGGCCAGGUAGGUCGUCGUAUUGGCCAUAUCGGAGAACGCUUACCAAAAAGGGAAAUUAUGAUUUGUUCGAUUCGAUAUUAGCGAACGACGCGAAGUUAGUGACUAAACGGCAGUUAUCUGCAGCUUCCGAAAAGGAUAUAGGCUGGAAAGAAUCUGUUUUGCCUGCGGAGCCUAUUAUCAUAGCUACUAACGAUACUCAUAUCAAUAACCAAGUAAUACUAAUUGAUAAGUCUCUUGAUCAAAAUGCAAAUGAUAUUGAAAUAAUUCAAGAUGAAUCCAUAACUUGGAUUCCCACUGUGGAAGCCAAUAACAAUCAAAUAACGUCUGACGAAAUGGACUAUUCAGAAUUAAAGUUAAAUAAAGAAGACAGCAUUUUGACAGAUACUCCUGCCAAAGUAGAGGAAAAGUCCUUUAACGAGCUCAUUAACCAAGUGGCUGAAUUAGAUGAAAUUUAUUCAGACACACAAGCCCGCUUACUCUCCCAACCUUUAACUGAUUUCGAAAAGCCAGCACUCACAGAUUUAACAUACAAUGAAUCCUUUGAUGAUGCAAAAACUUAUUCUAGUCUUCAAUUGGCAUUCAAAAACCCCGUUGAUAUUGAAAUACGACCAACUUAUCCCCCAAAGCCCAAAAGUCCAAAUACAUUAUUAGCAAAUAAAAGAGAAAACGAUGCUGAAAAGCUACCACCUCUUCCUCCAAAACGCACUAAAAAGCUAGAAACAUUUAUAGGCAGUACUAAUAGUUUACCUAGAAGUGAUAAACCGGACUUACAUAAAUCAAAUUCUAGUAUUAGAACAAUAACAGUAAGCAGAAAUAACUCAUUUAAUUUACAGAGACCAAAGUCUCAGUCCGAACUAUCACCUCCAGAUAAACAUUUGCCACCAACUCCAAACUAUUCAACAUUGCCAAAUCCCAAAAAGAGGGGUUUCUUUUCCAAACUGUUCCGCAGAGGCAACAAGACUCAAUCUGCCAAUCCCUCCCGAGAAGCGAGUCUUUCUCCUUCUACAAAAACAUUAACUAGUACAAAAUCUUUGCAAGUUAACAGCUUUUUGGGUAAGAGCUCAGGAAACAUAUCAACGCAUUCUUCAAACAGUAUACGCAUACCGCUUAAGGAUAGUCCUCCUAGCAGUAAUCUAAAUUUAACGGACAGUAAUGGCAACAACAAAGACACGAGAGACAUAUCUGCAGAUGAUAUAGACAUGAAUUUAGAUUUGACGGAGGCUGAGCAUUAUGCUCUGUAUACCGCCAUAGCACCACAUGCCACUCAAAGUGAAUUUGAUGAGAUGUCAUGUUACUAUGCUCCUGUGGAGGGGGGAAAGUUGUUAACGAAUGCUGAAGUACUAGCCAGACUGGCUUCAAAGACAUAGUAGACAAAUUUUGAAGGGAAUUCUUGAUUAGUUUUAUUUUUUUUUGUUUUUAUUUAAAUCGACUGUGUUUAUUUAUUAAAAAAUCAUUCGUAAAUUUAAAUAGCUGAUUUUUACUGUGUGUAAAAUUGACGGUUACUUGGUGGGAAUUUAUUUUCAACAAUACAACAUAAAACUUAUUUCUCCGAAACAUCGGCUUCUUCAGAAUAUCUUCUUCUUCUUUUUGUAAAGACAUUACUAUGUCUGUUUUUUCAAUAUGCCUCUAGUAAGUUGUCGUUCCAUCGUUUUCGUGGUCUUCCCACUGAUCGUCUUCCUAUUGGGGAACCGUCUCUCGCUGUCCUGACUACCAUAUUUGUUGUCAUUCGGCUUAUGUGGUCAUUCCAUUCUACUCCAUUCUGUUUCUUACCCAGUUUUAUUAAUGUUCUCCACCUUGCAUCUCCAUCGUAUAUCUGUACUUUCUAGCUCUGUCCCAUAGUGUCUUACCAUCGAUUUUUCGAAGGGUCUUCAUUCCCGCUCUUUCGAGCAAUCUUUUUGUCCUCUCUGUGUCAGGUCGUGCUUCUGUCGUGUAUGUCAUUAUUGGUCUGAUGACUGUUUUGUCAAUUCUGCCUUUUAUUUCUUUUCCGAUAUUUUUAUUUCUCCAUAUUGUGUCAUUCGGGCAACCUGCGGCUUUGUUUGCUUGAUCUUUCACUUCUGUUUCGAACUUUCCGUAGCUAGAUAGUGUGAUGCUUAUACUACAAUCACCAUAAAGAUGCACUAGAAAUAAACAAACCAAGACACGUUGAGUGUUAUAGGAGCACUCUCGAAUCAUGAUUAACAAUGUAUAUAGGUACAUUGUAAAUUCCAAAUCAUGAUUUACAAAGUUCUUCUUCUUUUGCCCUUUAAUUCGUCCAAUUUUGAACAUAGGCUUCCCCCAGUUUCCUCCAUUCGCUUCUGUUUAGUGCUUUCUGUUUCCAGUGCGUACCUCCUAUCUUUUUAAUGUCAUCUCCCCAUCUCAUCUGGGGUCGUCCUCUUGCUCUCUUUCCUGUCCAUGGUCUCCAUUGUUGUAUCGUGGUAUUCCACCUAUUGUCCGUUUGUCUAGCGUUCUGACCUGCGAAGCUCCAUUUUAGCCUGGCUAUAUGUUGUCCUGCGUCUUUGACUUUUGUUUUAUUUCUUACCCAGUUGUUUUGCUUUCUGUCUGUUAAUUUUACUCCUAACAUUGCUCUCCAUAUCUCUUUGUGUCUUCAUUAUUUUAUCCAUGUUUGCCUUGAUCAAGGUCCAUGUUUGGCAUGCGUAUGUGAGAAUUGGGAGUAUGCACUGGUCAAACACUCUCGUUUUUAAGUAUUGUUGUAUUUUUUUUUAUUCUUUAGAACCCAUUUUAAUUUCCCAAAUCCUGCCCAGGCUAAUUUGACCCUUCUUUUUACCACCGCUGUUUGGUUUUCCUUAUUUACUUUUAUUAUUUGUCCCAAAUAUGGGGUCGCUUAUAUUGUGGUGUCGUUUAGUAUUACGUUUCUAUUAUCUUUUGUGUUUGUCAUUGUUUUUGUUUUGGCAAAAUUCAUUUUUAGACCUAUUUGUUCGGAUUAAUUUGCUAGUUCGGUUAGCAUGGUUUGUAGUUCUUCAAAACUUGAUGCUAUUACUACUACAUCGUCUGAAUAUCUUAGGUGGUUUAGUUUCUUUUCAUUUAUGUUUAUUCCCAUGUUUGUCCAUUCCAUUGUUUUGAAAACAUCUUCCAGUGCUAAUGUAAAUAGUUUAGGAGAAAUAACAUCUCCCUGUCGCACUCCUCUGUUAAUUGGUAUAGGUUUUGUGGUUUCUUCCAAUUGUACUGUCAUUGUUGCUUUCUUAUAUAUAUUAUGUAUUAGCAUUCUGUAUCUGCAAUAUAUUCUACAGUUGUUUAUAGCUUUUUCUAUUGCCCACAUUUCCACGCUGUCAAAUGCUUUUUCGUAGUCAACGAACGCUAAGUGCAGAUCUAUAUGGUAUUCGUUAGCUUUCUCUAUUAGUGUCCUAAUUGUUAGAAGAUGGUCAGUGGUGCUAUAUCGCUUUCGGAAUCCUGCCUGCUCUACUGGUUGAUAUGAGUCCAAUUUGUGUGUUAGCCUGUUGUUGAUAAUCCUCAUGAAUAGUUUAUACGUUUGCGACAGCAUUGAGAUGGCUCUGUAAUUUUUUAUGUCCUUUCUGUCGCCUUUUUUAAAUAGCAGGAUUGUAAGACUUUCGUUCCAUUCGUCGGGUAUUUCUCCUUUAUGUAAACACUGAUUAAAUAGAUUUCUUAAUGUUUGUAAGAUUUCUUCUUUCCCUUCUUUCGACAUUUCAGCAAGGAUUCCAUCUGGUCCCGGUGCUUUGUUGUUCUUUAAUUGUGAUAGUGUUGCUUCUAUUUCAUAAUUUUCUAUUUUUGGUAAUGUUUCUGAGUUUAUAUUUGUGAUGGUUUUCUUGAUAUAUUCCUGAGUGUUGAGAUUUGCGUCUUUCUUUGAGGUGUAUAGUUUUUUAUAAAACCUUUUUACUUCUUCUGAUAUCUUAUCUUUUCUCCUCUCUUCCCGUCCUUAUAACAAAGUUAAUACAUUGUAAAUCAUGAUUCAGGAGUGCUCCUCGUAACAUUCAACGGGUCUUGGUUUGUUUAUUUCUAGUGCAUCUUUAUUAUGAUUUUAGUAUAGAUUAUUUAACUUCAUCACUUGUUCUAUUAUCUUACCUUCCAGCUCUAAUUUACAUCUAAUUGUGUUUGAUGUUAUAACCAUGCAUUUUGUCUUUGUUGGAGAAAUUAAUAGGUUAAAUUUUCUGACGGUUAUAUUAAAUUGGUGAAGCAUACGUUGUAAAUCAUUUUCUGACAGAUGGGGUAAGAAAUGAUUCUCUCAUUGCAUAAUCUUGAAUUUAUCUUCCAUACGCCUACUAUUUAAAAAAAAACAAAAUAAAUUAGAAAACAUAAAAUUAGGAUUAAUUUCAAUGAAAUAUAUUUUACAAAACUUAAAAUGAUUUUUUAAUAAAUAAACUUGUUACACUUUUUAAUUUAUCCACUGUUAUCGGUUUUUUUAGUUUAAUAUUGAUUUUUCACGUAAAAUUUAAUAU